Molecule: messenger RNA, 2190 nt
Organism: Trypanosoma cruzi
Lineage: Eukaryota; Euglenozoa; Kinetoplastea; Trypanosomatida; Trypanosomatidae
Product: calpain cysteine peptidase, putative
Exons: 1
Coding region: 1-2190 (729 amino acids)
Biological process (GO): proteolysis
Molecular function (GO): calcium-dependent cysteine-type endopeptidase activity
Source: RefSeq, a predicted model, not a curated record
AUGGGCUGUGGGGCGUCGACUACGCAAAAGCCAACGACGGUGGCCCCUGAGUGGAACGUUCCCUUUGAGAAAAAGGAGGUAAAGAAGAAUGAGAAUUUUGUGGACGAGUUUGAAGAAACCACAAUGCAACCGCUGCCUGAGAAGAAUUCGUUUGAAAAAAAAUUCAAAAUUGGGGCACCGACCUUUGUCAGUGAAGAUAUUACACCCUGCUUUGAUAACGGACUCCUCUACCGUAUUGCUAAGGAUGAUGUGUGGGCGUUUUACAAUGACACACGCAACUAUGAGAUGCACGUGGAGUUUACGUUUAGCAGAACCUCUUUGAUUCGAGCAAUAGGCAACACAAAGGUUAACCAGGUGGAGUCGAGCGGUGAAUAUGUUGCAGAGACAGUCGUGUACCCCACAGAGACGGUCAUGUAUGUGAAGGGCUCUAUUGCAGGCUUUAAAAGCAAAAUCAAGGCACUUCCAUUAUCAGAGGAAUAUCUUCAGGGAAGGGUUCGAUCGUGCAACUUGUUAAUAGAACCCGAGAUGAAUAGAGUGAAGGAAUUUGCUGUGGACUUUCCCACGGAUGAUACGAUCCUUGCCGAAUGUCUUGAGAGGGAUAUACCCUUUAUUGACAUGUAUUUCCCACCCAAUCAGGAUUCCAUCGCAAAGGGAUCGGACCGACCCAUGAAAACGGUGCCUUGGGCCCGCCCAAACAUGUACCUUCCAGACAGUUACGCCCCAUUGGUGCGUCUAUUCCGCAACAAGAUCAGCCCCAUGAGUGUUGAUGCGGGGGAAUUGGGGGAUAGUUGGUUGGUAUGCGCCAUUGCUGCUCUUGCGGAGUACCCAAAGAUGGUGCGGGGUAUGUUUCAUCACCCCCGAAAAGCUGAACUCACAGCAAAGGAGCGAGCCAUUGGGGCAUACCGUGUGACCUUAAACAAGAAUGGUUGGUGGACAAAUGUCGUUGUGGAUGACUACUUGCCCGUCCUGGGUGGAAGGGUCAAGUAUGCCAGAUCGGUGGAUGACCCCUGUGAGAUGUGGAUAUCCAUCUUGGAAAAGGCUUAUGCCAAGCUUCAUGGCAGCUACGCAAACAUCAUUGUUGGUGACCCAUUACUUGCCUUACAGGACCUUACAGGUUGUCCAACGACACGCUAUGAUGAAUCUUUUGCGAGUGAUGUGGAAACGGGAGACACGGAGUUGAUUGAGCGUCUGGAGCGUUAUCACCGCAGUGGAUACAUUAUCAGCAUUAACACACCCGUUCGAGACCCUCAGGACGAAGAGAAGGAGAAAAAAUAUAAAGAAAUGGGCCUAAUGAUGGGAUAUAUGUACACAGUAAGGAAGGUCCGCCAUUUUAAAUCGGAAGAAAUUUCUCUUUUGCAGAUCCGCAAUCCAUGGUCUUCCGAUGUGGAGUGGAAGGGGGACUGGAGCGCUAACGAUUCCAAGUGGUCGCAAUAUCCAGAUAUUGCUAAGGCGUGUGAUCAGGGUGAACCAGAGCCCGGUACCUUCUGGAUGUCUUGGGGUGAUGUUCAGAAGUACUUCAAUGGCUGCGGUGUGGUUUUUCUUCGUUCAUCUGGUAUGGAUUGCCGAGUCAAGGGUAACUUUGUCAAGGGUAUUCCCGAUGUUUGUGUUCAGAUCACCGUAAAGAAGAAGAUGGAGCUUGGAUGCACACUUUCCCAACGCGAUCAUCGGGGCACGCGAAAUUUACAUGACGAUUAUCCGCCUAUUAUGAUGACUCUAUGCAGCGGUCGAGGUUCUGUGGAUACCAUGCAGGUGGAAUAUAAUACCAACCUGGACGCCGAUAACCCCACCAAUCAAUUCACUUUUAUGCAGAGUCGUGAUGUUGGUAUGUUGUGCACCCUCACUCCGGAGUGUUCUCCCUACUUUCUCUUGCCUCGUAUUAUGUCCGAUGAAGCUUCUGUUCCAUACGUCAUUGGUCUUUUCACUAACGAGAAAUUUGGUGAAAGCAUAAAGGCGGAGUUUCGGACGCUUCCGCCGGACAGCCAAGCCUUCGCAAACUUCCCUUCCUUUUCUGGCAACGGCACGUCUGUGAUGGCGACAUUUCAGGUCAACCGCCUCGGCUCUGGCUUCCCCCAGAAUUUCAAAAACAAGGAGCUUGUAGAGAAAUCAAGUGUGCCAAGGGAAGGGAAAAGGAGUGAAAAAAGGCCUUCCAAGGUCCCCGGGAAAUUAAACGGAGUUCCCGUCCGCGCCUAG